Molecule: messenger RNA, 1449 nt
Organism: Dunckerocampus dactyliophorus (ringed pipefish)
Lineage: Eukaryota; Metazoa; Chordata; Actinopteri; Syngnathiformes; Syngnathidae
Gene: ppid
Product: peptidylprolyl isomerase D
Exons: 10
Coding region: 109-1230 (373 amino acids)
Biological process (GO): protein peptidyl-prolyl isomerization; protein folding
Molecular function (GO): peptidyl-prolyl cis-trans isomerase activity; protein binding
Source: RefSeq, a predicted model, not a curated record
UCCGCUGUAGUUCCAGAUCAUUCGGCCGGCCGGCACACACACACAGUAUAGCUACCUUAGCUAAGCUAGUCUGUCAAGUAACGUGUCUAAAGUCGCCCUGUUCUCGUCAUGUCUCACCCACUCCCCACCAACAAGCCGUCCAAUUCUGAAAACCCUCGCGUUUUUUUUGACGUAGACAUUGACGGCGCCAGAGCCGGCCGAAUUGUUCUGGAACUGUUUGCCGACGUCGCUCCCAAGACUGCUGAAAACUUCCGUGCCCUCUGCACAGGAGAGAAAGGCAUCGGCAAAUCCACCGGGAAGCCUCUGCACUUCAAGGGAUGCCCCUUCCACAGAAUUAUCAAAAAGUUCAUGAUCCAAGGAGGCGACUUCUCCAAUCAGAAUGGCACCGGCGGUGAGAGCAUUUACGGCGAGAAGUUUGAGGAUGAAAACUUCCACUACAAGCACGACCAAGUGGGCCUGCUGAGCAUGGCCAACGCCGGGCCCAACACCAACGGCUCCCAGUUCUUCAUCACCACGGUGCCCACGCCACACUUAGACGGUAAACACGUGGUCUUUGGACAAGUGCUAAAGGGCAUGGGAGUGGUUCACAUGCUCGAGUCCAUGGACACAAAAGAUGAUGCGCCCAUAAAGCCUUGCAUCAUUGCAGACUGCGGCGAGCACAAGGACGGUGACAGCUGGGCCGUCGUAUCAAAUGACGGGACGGGGGACACCCACCCUGACUUCCCAGAGGACUCUGAUGUCGACUUUAAAGAUGUGGACAAAGUUCUCGCUGCAGCUGAGGACAUCAAGAAUAUUGGCAACAACCUUUUUAAGAGUCAAGACUGGAACGCUGCCGUCAACAAAUACAGCAAAGCUCUCAGGUAUCUGGAGGUGUGCGGCGAGGAGCUGGAGGAGGACGAGGAGACAGUGCAGAAGAAGCUGCAGCCCACGGCCUUCAGCUGCUACCUCAACACGGCGGCGUGUAAGCUGAAGCUGCAGCUGUGGCAGGAAGCUCUGGACAGCUGCAACGAGGCUCUGGAGCUGAACAGCGCCAACACCAAAGCUCUUUUCCGCAGGGCUCAGGCCUGGCAGGGCUUGAAAGAAUUCACCCAAGCCAUGACUGAUCUGAAGGCAGCUCAGGGAAUCACUCCAGAGGACAAAGCCAUCACUAACGAGAUGAAGCGAGUGCAGCUGAAAGUGCAGGAGGAGAAGGAGAAAGAGAAGAAAAUCUAUGCCAAAAUGUUUGCCUGAACGCCUCCUAACCGACCUCAUUCCACACGACAGGAUGCAAGCAGGUGACGAGUCCUUUUUGCGACACUCAACACUUGUACCAUAUUGUAGCGGUUCAGCAAACUGUUGCCCUUGAACGCAUCAUCGGCCACUCAACACGUGUCGAACAGUCAAGUAGUUUAUUCACUGGUGUGAUGAUACUAUGUACAACAUGUACCUGGAAUAAAUGUUAACUUAUGA